CUCCCGCGCCCCGCUCGCUCAGCUCCUCUCCUGAAGACGGCUGACGCGCGUGAGCAGGAAGAAAUGGAGGGAAAUGGUUGUUUGAAGUUUGUCCCGGAACAGGGAAGCUGACUGUGGCCCGAGCGUGGGGAGUGAGUGGAUGGAUGGGAUCGAGGCGGGAUCUUCAGCACGAGCAGGCGGGCUGGGCACGCAUCUUCCCGCGCACCGCCUUUCAACCGGUCAGCCCGCGCGAUGGGGGCCACGCCCAUCCUUUCCCGCCGCCUCCUUCAGUGGCCUGACUCGGCCAUUCUGCUUCCGAAGUGGGUGAGCUACUGUCCAAUGAGGGCAGACAGCCUCCGCAAACUCGCCGCCAUUGGCCAGACGCGAUGUCAAAUCCCAGGCGGGGAUGCGGGGCUUCCACUCUUCCUCUCAAAGAGUUCCCGCAGAGGACCAGCCAGGCGCCAUCUUCGCAGCUCUUGCGGAUCCCGGUUCGGCAGUCACGGGCACCUUUGGGACAGAUUCUCAGCUUCUACUGAAGGGUAAAUCUGGACGCUGUUACUUUAUUUGGCCAGAAAUCCAAGUGGAAGUGAGUUAUAUUCUCUUGGAACUCAUCAUGAAUUUCAUGAAGGCUGAAGAGAACACGUCAUUCACUGCUACAGGAAAUCACCAGAGUACCAGACCUGAAGUUUCAAAGGAUACUGUCAUGCAGCAGGCAUGUUCUGGCACACCUGUUGAUCAAUCUCUAUCUGACAUACGAGAGUGUAACAGCACCAUUAAAGUUAAGAGUGAAGUCAGUGAGCAUGAAACAUCCGCUAAAAGUCAGAACCCACAUGUGAGCACCAGUAGAGAAUGUUGUUUCACCUUUACUUUGAAUGAACGCUCCAGGAAGUCAGACCGUAGUGUAUUUACAGCAUAUGGUGAACUCAAUGAGAAUAUCUACUCAGUUCUAAGUGCUAAUGACAAUUUUAGUGGAUGGAUGGAGAAUCGUUUUAAAAAGAACAUUUUUGUUUAUGAAGAAAAAACAAUAAAAGGAUAUGUAAAUUUAGGAAUGCCUCUCAGAUGCCUACCUAGAGGUUCCCAUUUUGAAAUAACGUUUGGUCAAAGAAAGGAUGACCAGGAAGAAGAUGGUCCGAUAUUACGCCAAUGUGAAAAUCCAAACAUUGAAUGCAUUCUUUUUCACGUUGUUGCUGUUGGGAAGAACAUAAAGAAGAUUCUCAAGAUCAAAGAACUUCAUGAAAAAGGAACUACGCUUUGUAUCUAUGCUUUGAAGGGUGAGACUAUCAAAGAAGCCCUAUGCAAGGAUGGCCGAUUUCGGUCUGAUCUAGACACAUUUGAAUGGAAAUUAAUGGAAGGUCACCAGAAAAUUCAUGGAAAACAGUCCAUGGUGGAUGAAGUAUCUAGAAAAGUCUUAGAAUUGGACAUUUUUAAAAGACCAUUUGUCAGGAAAGGUACCCAUAAACAAAUUAAACAGAAGGAUGAAAAUGCCACUGAUGAAAUUGGUCCCUGGGAUUUGAUACAGUCUAAGAGCAAAGUCCAUGAACCAGAGAAAGAUGGAAAGACUGAAGAUGGAGAACACAACAGAGAAAAAAUUCUCACACCUCAAAGUCUAGGGGAUGAUAUUGAAGAUAAGACACACCAGACAACUUCCAAAACCAAACGUUAUUACAAUAAUAGUUGCUUCAAAAAUCGUAGGGGGAAAAACCCAAAUGUUAGGCAAAGGCCCAAUCUGGUUAUGCAAUAUGCUAUUAAUUGGGAUCUCCAGAGGGAGGUAGCUAAUCUCUGGGUGAAGAAUUUACAGGUGUUGAGCAAAGUUAUGAUGCAUCAAUAUCCACAUUUUAAUGAAGAGGCACUUCGGAUACAAAAUUAUUUUGAGGAAGAACAGAAGAGAACGCAACUGCCAACAUUUGAACAAUUCAAUAUCUAUAAAAAGUACUUUGGAAAAGUGACUGAAAAUUCGACUUCAGUUGCAAUCUGUGAACGUCUUGUUCAUCUUAGUAAGUCAGUUGGGUUCAUGCAAUGGGACAAUAAUGGAAACACAGGCAAUGCUACUUGCUUUGUCAUCAACGAUGGUUUUAUUUUGACCUGUCAACAUGUUUUACAUUUCAUGGUGGGAAAAGAUACAGAUCCAGAUUCGUGGCCGCAUAUAAUAAGCAAGUGUGCAAAGGUCACUUUCAAUUAUAAUGAGUUCUGUCCUAUUGAUGUUGAUUGGUUUUCCAUGGAGCCUCGUUUGGUGAUGUCUGAUGAAACUCUAGAUUAUGCCAUUUUAAAACUAAGAGAAAAUGGAAAUGGAUUUCCUCCAGGCCUAGGUGGACAAUUUUCCCCUCAACCAUCUAGUGGUUUGCUUUAUUUAAUUGGUCACCCAGAAGGCCAGAUCAAGAAAAUAGAUGGUUGUGCUGUGAUUUCUUUAGAACAACGGUUAGAGAGGUAUCUAGACCAUCAUCAAGAUGGGGUAGCAGGACCCUAUGCUGCCACUUAUAAUGCUCGCCCUAUGUUUACCCAGAGAAGUUUCCCAUCAGAGGUUCAGAGCACUCACACAAUUAGUUAUGAUACUUGUUUUUCUGUUGGGGCCUCUGGCUCCCCAGUGUUUAAUGCAUCUGGCAAUUUGGUUGCUAUGCACUCCUUUGGGCAUUUUUAUAAACAUGGAGAUGAGGUUUACGCCUUUAUUGAAUAUGGCUAUUCUAUGAAUUCAAUUCUUUGUGAUAUUAAACAGAAAGAUGAGAGCUUAUACAAAUUAUUAACAGAAGAGAAAAAUGAGAACCACCAUGAAGAGAAAGAUAACAAACAAGAGUCGUUACUUCAAGAUCAUCAGAUUGAACCCAUGGAAUAUUAGGAAAAGGAUGCUGCUUUAAAAAAAAUAUGCCAAUAGUUUAAAGUAUUUGGGGCUGUUUCUUUAAAGUAUAAUGAAUAUUAUUUCUCAGAAAACUUACAGAGAAUCAUGUGGAUGUACAAAACAGAUAUUAGAGUUCAAAUGAAUAUUGACUUUUUUUCUCAUUGGCUUUUUCUUUUAAACAACCUCAAGCCUCACUUAAAAUAUUUAGGUUGGGUGGUAACUACUGGCGUAAGAUAGGCUAUAAGGAUGUAUUGUACAACAUGGGGAAUAUAGCCAAUAUUUUGUAAUAACUGUAAAUGGAGUGUAACCUUUAAAAAUUGUAUAACAAUUUUUAAAAAUAUAAAAAUUUUUUUAAAAACUUAGGUCACUUACUCAAAUAGUUUGGUGUUUGCCAUUCUAAAUGCCUAGGAUGGUAUAUCCAUUCCAUCUUUAUAACUGGUGAAGUGAUUAUUAUUCUCUGUGUAACAAGAUAAUAGGGAAAUAUACCUUUAGAGUUAAGGAAAAAAGACAUAUUGUUCCUCUAAAACCCAAAAUUCUUUGAUCUUAAUUUUUUCCCUUCUAUGCCACUGUGACAUCAGCCUCUAUUGUAAUUGCCAAUAGAAAAUCCCAGCUUUUCAGUUCUUUUCUCUAGUUCUGCCCUUCUCUGGCAGAUAUAAAGAGUGACUUGACUAGUCUCCAUCUCCACCCUCUCAUGUUCACAGUCUAGAAAGCUAACAACUAAAUAUGUCAGUCCACAAUUUGCAACUAAGAUUCUGGAUAUAAAUCAGGUUCCUCUAAAUAGAUGCACUUGCAUGUAAUUUGGAAGACAGAUAUUAAAUGGAGGCCAUCUUUCUUCUCCAUAUUCUGGCAAACUAAGUCAGAAAAGUGAGUGUCUAGAGACAGUAGUGUUGGCCACAUUCAAUGUCAGUGUUUAGUCAUCAGCUUCAUGGGUAGUGGCAGUGUCAGCAGCCAGAAUCAGCAUUGCAAUGUCUGGUCACUCACUUAGAUGGUGUGGAGAGGCAUUUGUAACAGCUUCCUAGUCCAGCUUCCUGAUUCCUGGAUUGCAGCUAUGAAGGUGUGUUCUUGAACUCAAUAAUUCCAAUAUUGGCCUUCUGAAUCCCACUGCUUUUUAUCAUACUAAAGAUUUGCCAGCACUAACCACUUCAGUUAUAUCUCUUUUACCUGCACUGAACUCUGACAUACCCUCCAUACUAACUAGCAAUUGAUGGAACUGUCCAAAUAUAUGAUAGUCUUCCAGCCGUGCAAAAGCCAGAAAUCUGACUCAGAAAAAUUGUUGUUUCGGAAACUUUAGAUUUGUAUGUUUAUUAGAAACUGUCGAAUUUCAAAAAUAAAAGAGGUUUAUUUCUCUCUUGUGU
This is a messenger RNA of Balaenoptera musculus (blue whale), 4164 nucleotides long. RefSeq names its product protein FAM111B-like. The transcript has 4 exons. Lineage: Eukaryota; Metazoa; Chordata; Mammalia; Artiodactyla; Balaenopteridae. Bases 386 to 2809 code for a protein of 807 amino acids. The record is from RefSeq and is a predicted model, not a curated record.